Molecule: messenger RNA, 2274 nt
Organism: Arvicanthis niloticus (Nile rat)
Lineage: Eukaryota; Metazoa; Chordata; Mammalia; Rodentia; Muridae
Source: RefSeq, a predicted model, not a curated record
GAACCACGAACCGGACUAACGCGGAAGAGGACCCUCUGCGGUGACGCCGAGUCUGCAGAGAAAGAUCCUAAUACCUUCCAUGGAACUGGGGGCUAAGAUAGGUUCUGUGUACUGAGUUCUUGAAGACAGCAGUCAGUGAUAAUAACCUUGCUGCUGAGAGUCUUGGAGGAGGCAAGUGAGGGAAUUUGAAGCACAAGACCCAUUAUGGGAUAGUGAAGUCCCUGUGAGACUGGAGCUGGAGUGUGAAGAACAGAUCACCUCAUUUUCCUGUUUUCCCAUUUUCAUCCAGGAUGACUUCAGUGACCAGAUCAGAAGACCAGGAACCAACGAUGUUCAAGACUCAGGAUCAUCAAUUGCAACCAAGUCUCAAGCCUUUGGAAGCACUGCCUCAGUCCUCUGCCUACCAGGAAAUGAUGACACAAGGCAUUUCAAAAGAAAAAAACCACCUUGGCUCCAGCCCUGGAGAGGGAGAAGGUUGUGGUGCUGACCACCAGGAGGGACCUCAGUUGAGGUCCUUUCAUUUGUCCCCUCAAGAACAGUCUGUCCGUCAUCAAGACAGAAGGCAGUCCUGGAGACGAGCGAGCAUGAAAGAGAUAAACCGGCGGAAGUCACUGGCUCCCUUUCACCCCGGCAUGACAGAGCUCAGCAGGUCAAUCAGUGGGAAGUUAGCACAGAGCCAACGGCUUGGCGCCCUCCUGCUCUCCAGCUUCCAGUUCUCUGUUGAAAAACUUGAACCUUUCUUAAAGAGCACUAAGGACUUCAGCCUUGAAUGUUUUAGAGCGAAAGCAUCUUCUCUCUCUGAAGAAUUGAAACAUUUUACAGACAGGCUGGGAAAUGAUGGAACACUACAAAAAUGUUUUGUUGAAGAUUCAAAAGAAAAAGCACCAGAUUUUUCACUGGAAGCAUCAGUAGCCGAGGUGAAAGAAUAUAUAACAAAGUUUUCUUUAGAGCGCCAGGCCUGGGAUCGGCUCUUAUUGCAGUACCAGAAUGAGGUUCCACCUGAAGAGAUGCCCAGAGAAUCAACUGAAACCAAAAUCACUGAAGUCAAGGUGGAUCCUGCAACAUACCUCAAGUCCUCCCAGAAGGAAGUUCUUACCACGAAGCCUGACUACCAGAGAAUAGUACAGGAUCAGAACCAGGUGUUUGCCUGUAUGGAGUUAGUGAUGGAUGAGCUACAAGGAUCAGUGAAGCAGCUGCAAGCCUUCAUGGAUGAAAGUACUCAGUACCUCCAGAAGGUGUCAGCACAGCUCAAGAAGAGAAGUAUGGAACAAUUAGAUUCUUCACCUGCUCGAAAACUGCUCAAGCUCCCCCCACAGAGCUCAUCCACCACCCAGUGAUCAGGGUCCUGUCAGGGAUCUUACCUCACAGCAGUCAGCUGGAAGGUCCCGGCUCUAUAGCACUUUCACUGUUUCUGAGUGACAGCAUGUAUGUAUCCAGAAGAGUGUGUUAAGGACACUUUUUAUAGGAAUGUGCAAGAUGCUUAAAAUGACCUUUAGAACCAGUCUCUUGCUGCUCUAAAUAUCCUCAUGGCCAGUGCUUUUCAUCCCAUAAAACAACCCAAAGACAUUUAGAACCAACCAUAAGGAAAUGUUUUAGGGCCCAAGGCAGGUUGUCGUCAUAGAAGACUGACACUAAAGUGUGCAACUGAAGGUUAACAGGUGUGUGUGGACACUUUUUAUAGUGUUCUGAUGUCUGUAGUGUGCUUUAGUUUUUAAUAUUGAAUUGACUUCCUAAACUCUAAAUUCGUGACAAGAAAGGGCUGAGACCAUUUUUUUUCCUUUGGGAAUUCCCCCUGCCUCCCUAAGAAUUGAACCCCAGGCUUUGUGAGUGCUAGGGAAGCACUCUCAGAAAGCUCUAGUCCCCGUGGUUUUGGGGUUUUGUUUUAAGUUCUAGUUACUGAACGGCUCCUGGAACAUAACAGUCCUAUGAACUAUAUUUUAAAAACCGCGUGUUGUGGUUUCCUGUGGCUGAGAUACAGUUACUUAACCUCUUAUCUAGAACAUUAGGAGGAUGUUAGAGUCUAUGUUGUAAGGAAACUGUAAGGAUUUGUGUAAAGAGUAAAAGUCUAGAACAGUGUUACAGUUUGUUGUUGAAGACUUAAAAAUGAGUAGACAGUAGUUAAUGAGGCGAGAAAACUAUCUAAUUUGGAAAACUCAAGCAGACACAUAUAAAGUCUGAAUUAGAAAUAAAUUUAAAAGUUAUGCCCAGUUGUUGGAGUGAUGUUUUUGUACACUAUGUGUCUCUGCCCUUCCUUAUCUUCCUAAAGCACCUUCU